UUCAGUUUUCACUAAUCUUUUCAGCCCACUUUCUCCUUGCUAACCUUUUUAGCGCACUUUCAGUGCUUCUUUGACUGUUGUGUUAGUUAGAGUUUAGGGAGAGAAGAAUGGGGAACGACAGCUCUCGAGAGUCGUCUCCUCCUCCGACGGAAGAGAAGGAGAAGGAUUCGUCGUCCUUUUCGCGGUUCAAGGAGCGAUUGGAUCUCCAUGGAGUUCGUCGUCAUCUUCAUACUCGCCAUGGUCAACGCGCUGGCAACGGUAGCUCUAGUUCUUCUGCUCUUCGUAAACUUCUCAGCGCUGAUCAUUUCGCCGGAAUCGCUCUUCUCAUUCUCCGUAGUGCGGAAAUGAAGUUCAAGGACAAGUGGCUUGCCUGUGUGUCUUUCGGAGAACAGACAUUCCGUACAGAAAUAUCUGAUCAGACAGACAAACCAGUCUGGAAUUCUGAAAAAAAGCUUCUUUUGGAAAAAGGUGGGCCUCAUAUUGCAAGGAUAUCUGUGUUUGAGACGAACAAAGUGUCUAGCAACACUCUGGUAGGAUAUUGCGAGAUUAAUCUUCUUGAAUAUUUAACGCGGGGUGCGGAUUCUGACUCUGAGGUGUUUGACCUGUUAGAUCCAUCAUCAUCGGACUUGGUGGUUGGAAACAUUUAUAUUUCAUGCUCAGUUGAGGAUCCAGUUGAAACAGAAAAGAGUUUUGCAAGACGCAUCUUAUCUAUAGUGGACUAUGAUCAAGAUGGGACGCUUUCAUUUUCUGAGUUUUCUGAAUUAAUUAAUGCUUUUGGAAAUCAACUGGCAGCUAAAAAGAAAGAGGAAAUCUUUAAAGCGGCUGACAAGAACGGGGAUGGUGUGGUUAGCAUGGAUGAGUUAGCUGCCCUUCUUGCUACUCAACAAGAAAAAGAACCAAUAAUUACUUGUUGUCCUGUUUGUGGUGAAGUUCUUGAAGUUUCUGACAAGCUGAACAACAUGAUUCAUCUAACGCUGUGUUUUGAUGAAGGAACUGGAAACCAGGUUAUGGAAGGAGGAUUUUUAACUGAUGCACAGGCUUCAUAUGGGUGGAUGUUCAAACUAAGUGAGUGGGUCCAUUACUCUUCUUAUGAAGUUGGUAUAAAUUCUGGAUCAAGUGCUUCCCAUAUUGUGGUAUUCGAUCGGAGGACAAAGACGCUUGUGGAAGAAUUGAUUGACGGCAAAAUUGUUUUGUCAAUGAGAGCUAUAUACCAGUCAAAGAUUGGGCUUGGGCUCAUGGACCUAGGAGCAAAAGAAUUUUUGCUGAGCAUCUCUGAAAAGCAAGGGAAGAAAAUGAAUUCAAAGGAGUCUGCUAAAGACAUACCAAUGUUUGUUGACUUUUUUAAGGGUCAAAUCAAUUUGGCUGAAGCCAAGUAUCCUGUGGAACAUUUUAAGACAUUCAAUGAAUUCUUUGUGCGGGAGCUGAAGCCAGGUGUUAGACCAACUGCCUGCUUGGAACGUGAUGAUGUAGCUGUUUGUGCAGCAGAUAGCCGUUUGAUGGCGUUUAAAUCAGUAGAUGAUAGUCAAAGGUUUUGGAUUAAGGGACGAAAAUUUUCAAUAAAAGGUCUUCUCGGGAAUGAAGUAUGUUCCAGUGCAUUUGAUCAUGGAUCAUUGAUAAUAUUUCGUUUGGCACCACAGGAUUAUCAUCGUUUUCAUUCCCCUGUAUCUGGAAUUGUUGAGAAAUUUAUCGACAUACCUGGAUCUUUAUACACAGUUAACCCCAUUGCAGUCAAUAGCAAUUACUGUAAUGUAUUCACUGAAAACAAGCGAGUUGUGUCAAUUAUUUCAACAGCCCAUUUUGGGAAGGUGGCAUUUAUAGCAAUUGGAGCUACUAUGGUUGGCAGCAUCACAUUUUUAAAGAAAACGGGUGACCAUAUGAAGAAGGGAGAUGAGUUUGGAUAUUUCUCAUUUGGUGGAAGUACCGUAAUUUGCGUCUUCGAAAAGGAGUCGAUUAUUAUCGAUGAGGAUCUCUUAGCAAAUAGUGCUAGGUCACUGGAGACAUUGGUGUCUGUUGGGAUGAAGUUAGGUGUAGCGAAGAAAUCCUCCAACGUUGAACUCCCAAACUUGGAAACUUUUUCCAUAAAAGAUUAGGUUUACUUGUUUUCAUUUUCCAAUUUCACAUCAUUGUAUAAUUUGGCCUUCCUUAUAUUUUGUAUAAUAAAGUGGCUAUUUGGAAAAAUUAAGGCCAAAACCAAAUACUAGUCUAUUAUAGAUUAAUAUAAACAAAAAGGAUACCUCCCUUGUAUACUUUCUAUUAUGAAUACGAUGUCUUUGCUUUUGUGUUUUCCUUCA
This is a messenger RNA of Humulus lupulus (European hop), 2291 nucleotides long. Its product is annotated as phosphatidylserine decarboxylase proenzyme 3-like. The coding region runs from base 108 to 2090 and encodes 660 amino acids. The transcript has 21 exons. Gene Ontology annotation, molecular function: phosphatidylserine decarboxylase activity; calcium ion binding. The record is from RefSeq and is a predicted model, not a curated record. Gene Ontology annotation, biological process: phospholipid biosynthetic process. Lineage: Eukaryota; Viridiplantae; Streptophyta; Magnoliopsida; Rosales; Cannabaceae.